Balaenoptera musculus (blue whale) is the source of this 3111-nucleotide messenger RNA. RefSeq names its product multidrug resistance-associated protein 4-like. Lineage: Eukaryota; Metazoa; Chordata; Mammalia; Artiodactyla; Balaenopteridae. Gene Ontology annotation, cellular component: plasma membrane. Gene Ontology annotation, molecular function: ATP binding; ABC-type transporter activity; ATP hydrolysis activity. Gene Ontology annotation, biological process: transmembrane transport. The transcript has 22 exons. The record is from RefSeq and is a predicted model, not a curated record. The coding region runs from base 1 to 2226 and encodes 741 amino acids.
AUGACGAGGUCCCGGUGGAAAGUGACACAAGCGGCAUGGCGCGGGGUAGACGCGGACGGGGCGGCCGCCGGCGCUCCACUCCAGGUUCCUGCGGAGCGGAGGCGCCCGGGGCUCCAGACGCUCCGCCAGCGCCGGCAAGAUGCUGCCGGUGUACCCGGAGGUGCCGCCCAGCCCGCUGCAGGACGCGAACCCCUGGUCCCGCCCGUUCUUCUGAAUUUUCUGUUACUUGAUGAGAUAUCACGGUGCAACCCUCAGCUGCCAUCAGAUGGUAAAACCAUAGUGGACGUGCAAGAUUUCACUGCUUUUUGGGAUGAGGAUUUAGAGGUUUUGGAGGAUGGAGACCUAACUGUGAUAGGAGACGGAGGAACCACGCUGAGCGGAGGGCAGAAAGCCCGGGUCAACCUCGCAAGAGCCGUGUAUCAGGAUGCAGACAUCUACCUCCUGGACGAUCCGCUCAGUGCAGUAGAUGCAGAAGUGAGCAGGCACUUGUUUGAACUGUGUAUUCGCCAAGCCUUGCACGAGAAGAUCACAAUCCUAGUGACUCAUCAGUUGCAGUACCUAAAAGAUGCAAGUCAGAUUCUGGUAUUGAAAGAUGGCAAAAUAGUGCAAAAGGGGACUUACGCUACAUUUCCGAAAUCUGGGGUAGAUUUUGAAGAUAUCCUUUUAAAGAAGGUGAAUGAGCAGGCUGAACUAUCUCCAGUUCCAGGAACUCCCACUCUGAGGAAUCAGACCUCUGAGUCUUCAGUUUGGUCUCAACAGUCUUCCAGACCCUCGUUGCAAGAUGCCGCUCCAGAGGACCAAGAUACUGAGAAUAUACAGGUUACACUAGCACCGGAGAGCUAUUCGGAGGGAAGAGUUCACUUUAAGACCUACGUGAAUUACUUCACAUCUGAUGCUCACUGGCUUAUCAUCAUUUUCCUUGUUCUAGCAAACAUCGCAGCUCAGGUUGCCUACGUCCUUCAGGAUUGGUGGCUUUCAUACUGGGCGAAUGGACAGAGUACACUGUAUGCCAUGGUGUAUGGAAAAGGAAACCUAAUUGUGGUCCCUGAUCCUGACUGGUACUUUACAGUUUAUUCAGUUCUAACUGUAGGUACUGUCCUUUUCGGCAUCACAAGAUCUCUGUUGAUAUUCUGCAUUCUUGUUAAUUCUUCACAAAUUCGGCACAACAAAACGUCGGAGUCCGUUUUGAGAGUUCCGGUAUUGUUCUUUGAUACAAAUCCAAUAGGAAGAAUUUUGAAUCGUUUCUCCAAAGACAUUGGGCAUAUGGAUGACUUGCUGCCCCUGACAUUUCUUGAUUUCAUCCAGACAUUUCUCCUUGUGACGGGUGUGAUGGUGCACGCUGCAGGCGUGAUGGUGGCUGUGAUUCCUUGGACUGCGAUACCCCUGGUUCCCCUUGGCAUCAUUUUCUUUGUUCUUCGGCAGUAUUUCUUAGAGACGUCAGGAGAUGUCAAACGCCUGGAAUGUGCAACACAGAGCCUAGUGUUUUCCCACGUAGCAUCUUCUCUCCGGGGACUCUGGACCAUCCGGGCAAACAAUGCUGAACAGAAGUUUCAGGAAGUGUUCGACACACACCAGGACUUGCAUUCAGCUUUGGAUGCUGGGCAGGUUGGCCUGGCACUGUCUCUUGCCCGCACGCUCAUGGGGAUGAUCCAGUGGUGCAUCAGGCAAAGCGUCAAAGUUGAGAAUAUGAUGAUUUCAGUAGAAAGAGUGAUUGAAUAUACAGACCUUGAGAAAGAAGCACCCUGGAAAUACUUCUUUCAUCGUCUACCACCAGCCUGGCCCCAUGAAGGAAAGAUUUUCUUUCAAAAUAUUAACUUAAGGUACAGCUUGGAUGGGCCUCUGGUAUUGAAGGACCUGACAGCAGUCAUUAACUCAAGAGAAAAGGUUGGCAUUGUGGGAAGAACAGGAGCUGGAACAAGUUCCCUCAUCGCUGCCCUUUUUAGACUGUUAGAACCUGAAAUUUCCAUCGAUGGGAUCUUGACAACCGUAAUUGGAUUUCACCAUUUAAGGAAGAAAAUGUCAGUUGUACCUCAGGAACCGGUUUUAUUCACUGGAACAAUGAGGAAAAAUCUGGAUCCCUUUAAUGAGCAUACGGAUGAGGAACUGUGGAAUGCCUUAGAAGAGGGACAAUUUAAAGAAGCCAUCAAAGGUGUUCCUGGUAAAAUGGAUACUGAAUUAGCAGAAUCAGGAUCGAACUUCAGUGCUGGACAGAGACAACUGAACUGAUGAGUUAAUACAAAAAAAAUCCAUGAGAAGUUUGUUCAGUGCACUGUGCUAACCAUCACAAACAGACUGACCACCAUUAUUGACAGGAUAAUGGUUUUGGAUUCAGGGAGAUUGGAAGAAUAACGAUAAGCCAUAUGAUUUGCUGCAAGAUAGAGACGGCCUAUUUUACAAGAUGGUGCAACAACUGGGCAAGGACGAGGCUGCUGCCCUCAUUGAAACAGGAGAACAGGUGCACUUCAAAAUGAAAUAGACAGAUAUUACUCACAGUGACCAUCUGGUUAUGAACGCUUCCAAUGGACAGCUCUCAGCCUUAACAAUUUUUGAGUCAGCACCGUGAUUCUACCAUGAGGUCAAGUCUAUUCCGAAGGCAUUUCUCCAAUAGUUUUUGCACUGCAUAAGCUAUACUGUAUUUUCUUUACACCAGCAACAAAUACUUACACAUACAAGAUGUUCGUUUAUUUGGAUUAUUUUCUCCAACUUCACCCAACGAUUCUAAGCUCUUACAAAAGGAUUAUUUUUAUUAUGUUAUACUAUUUUUUUCUUAUCCAAAUCAGAUGUACAGGCCACCAAUAAAAGCUGUCUCUCAGUUUUUGUGCCUUGAGAGACUCCAGAGACAAAGCACAUUUUCUAAGGUGCAAGACAAAGUUGUCACAGAUGUUUCUUACUGUUCCCCAAAUUAUAUACCCCUGUCCAAUUAUAUCAAGGAUUCUAUUUAGUUGAAGCGUGUGUGUGAAGUUGCCAUUUUGUCUCACCACUUCCUUUAACAGAACUGGAUUCCAUACCCAAAGACCUCUGGUUAAAACAGUAAGAGAAAACUAAUAGGAAAAACAAAAAAUAUACCUUAGUUUAAGUGACAUUAUAUGAAAGAGAGGCAUCCCCUCUCCA